Messenger RNA from Vicia faba (fava bean), 1830 nucleotides. Lineage: Eukaryota; Viridiplantae; Streptophyta; Magnoliopsida; Fabales; Fabaceae. The record is from the annotation of a GenBank genome assembly.
AUGACGCUAUCCACCGCGAUAUCUCCCUCCCUAACCGAAUCCAAGAAGAAGAAGAACCGCAACAAAAAUGGAGGAGCAGAAGAAGACGAAUCAACGGAGCAACAAAAGCAACCAGACUUCAUGAUCAAACCAAGCACCCGAGCAUCAUCAAUCGACACAUCAGAGUGGCCGAUACUCCUCAAGAACUACGACCGCCUCAACAUCCGAACCGGUCACUACACUCCUCUCCCCGCCGGUCACUCUCCGCUCAAACGGCCACUCAACGAUUACCUCAAAUACGGUGUCCUCAACCUUGAUAAGCCGGCAAACCCUUCUUCUCACGAAGUUGUUGCUUGGAUCAAGCGGAUUCUCCGUGUCGAAAAGACCGGUCACAGCGGUACUCUCGAUCCCAAAGUUACUGGGAAUUUGAUUGUUUGCAUUGACAGAGCGACAAGGCUUGUGAAGUCUCAACAGGGUGCUGGGAAAGAGUAUGUUUGUAUUGCGAGACUUCAUUCCGCUGUUCCUGAUGUUGCUAAGGUAGCUCGUGCUCUUGAAACCCUAACUGGUGCUGUUUUUCAAAGGCCACCUUUGAUUUCUGCUGUUAAGCGUCAACUUAGGAUUAGAACUGUUUAUGAAAGUAAGAUGCUUGAAUAUGAUGCUGACAGACAUUUAGUUGUUUUUUGGAUUUCGUGUGAGGCUGGUACUUAUGUUAGGACUAUGUGUGUUCAUUUGGGUUUGUUGCUUGGUGUUGGUAGUCAUAUGCAAGAGCUUAGGAGGGUUAGGUCUGGGAUUAUGGGUGAGAAAGAUAAUAUGGUUUCUAUGCAUGAUGUAAUGGAUGCUCAAUGGGUUUACGAUAAUAAUCGCGAUGAAACUUAUCUGAGGAGGGUUGUUAUGCCUUUGGAAGUUCUUUUGACUAGUUAUAAGAGAUUGGUUGUUAAGGAUUCUGCUGUUAAUGCUAUUUGUUAUGGGGCUAAGUUGAUGAUUCCAGGUUUGCUUAGGUUUGAGAAUGAUAUUGAUGCUGGUGAGGAGGUCGUGCUUAUGACCACCAAGGGUGAAGCUAUUGCUCUUGGGAUUGCUGAGAUGACUACUGCUGUUAUGGCCAGUUGUGAUCAUGGUGUUGUUGCUAAGAUCAAGAGGGUGGUUAUGGAUAGGGAUACUUAUCCGAGGAAAUGGGGUUUGGGUCCUAGGGCUUCUACAAAGAAGAAGCUGAUUGCUCUAGGGAAGCUUGAUAAGCAUGGGAAGCCAAACGCUCAUACUCCUGAAGAGUGGGUGAGAAAUGUGGAGGUACUGCCUGCUGGUUGGGACAGUGCGAUUGCUGCGAAGGCUGCUGCUACUGAAACUGAAGAUGGGAAGAAAGUGGUUGCUGAGGAUGGAGAAGGGCGUAAGAGAAAGAUACAUGAAGAUGCCGAUAGUCCUGCUCCUGCUAAGAAGUCCAAAGUUGCUGAAGUUGAAGAUGAAGAAAAAGUGAAGACCGUUAACGUAGAUGAAGCUGCUGUGGAUGUUGAAGAAGAUAAGAAAGAAAAGAAGAAAAAGAAAAAGAAGAAGGAUAAGGAGAAUGAUGAUGCGGCAUCUUCUGAUGAGGAGAAAGUUGUAAAGGAGAAGAAAAAGAAGAACAAGGAUAAAGGUGACGAUGGUUCUUCUGAAGCGGACAAGUCCGAGAAAAAGAAAAAGAAGCAAAAGGAAAAGGUUGAAGAAGCUUCACCUGAAGUGGAGAAAUUUGAGAAGAAGAAGAAGAAGAAGAAAGACAAAGAUGAUGCUGCAGAUAUCAUUAACGGAAAGGAUCAAGGCAGCGCAGAUAGAAGUGAAAAGAAGCACAAGAAAAAGAAAAACAAAGAUGCUCAAGAAGAAUAG